AUGUCACUACUGCGCUCUAACGGGGUUCCCAGUUCCUGCGAGCCAUGCCGCAAAUCUAAGAUCCGAUGCGACCACGCCGUCCCUUGCGGCCGAUGCCGGCGCAGACGCAAGCCGGCUCUGUGCGUGUACCAACCGGCCCCGAUGUCCAAGCAUCCGAACAGGACGGAUCGCAGCUCCACCGAUUCCAUCUCGUGCGGAGGUGGCAGCAACAUUACUACUAGUACCAGUAUCAGCAGUGCCUGGACGAGUCCGCUGCCUCCUCCCUCGCUAGUCACUCCGUCCUUGCCUCCGGGCCGUCUCCGUGACGGCUACCUCGCCGAUUGUAGUCACCGCAGCACCUCGACCCCCAGCACUGGCGUCUUCGGGCCCACCAGCUACCUGUCCGUGCUGCGCGACGACGUUGACGAUGGCUCGUCCAGUAUAGCCCUCUUUGCCAAAUCCCUGCAGCAAAACACCAGCGCCAUCAUCGACGACAGCCAGAUCCAGCUUGGCGCCGAGCUGCUCCUCAUCCUGCUCGAUGAUUUUGCUUUAUACGAACACAUGGCCACGGCACGGUUCGACCACUGCCAAGGCGAUCUGUUUCCCCCAUCUGCCCUGCGUCUGAUCCUGUCUUCCAUCCGAACUAUGCUGCACGAGGCCAUUUCCGAUCCCGCUAACCCGCUCCCUUUUCUACUUGUCCUCUCCCGAAGCAUUUUUACUGCCUCCUCCAAACCAUUAGUCGUAGACCCUGCCAUCACCCCCACGGAAUAUUUUUCCACUAUGCCAAACCGCUGGGAGAUUAUAGGGCUAGUCUUUGCGGUGAUUGGUUCCAGCGCGUGUCUCCUCCCGCAACACGAUCUGGCUGCGUAUUACCCACCGAACCGUCCCCCACUUGACAAAAAGGGUCUUGCAGCUGUCUGUGUGUCCGCGAGUGAAAUCUGUCUUCGUUUCUUCGACUACACCGGUGUCAUUUCUGAACAGCUGUGUUGGGCGACGCUGGAACAUGCUUCGCUUCUUACCCUGCUCUAUGGGGAUUACGACUAUCGUCCCUACAAAACCCUCUCUGCACUCAUAACCCUUCUCUUCACCCUGGGCUACCACCACCGCGAUGCCACAUCGAAGCUCCCUUUCUUCCGCGCGGAACACCGCAAACGCCUCGUCAUCGCCACCUAUGCCAUGGACAAAGGGCUCUCCACAUUCUUAGGUCGUCCACCCCGCAUGAUCCGUCGGUAUAUCACCAUCGACCCGCCACUGGAUAUAGCCUUCGCAGAUAUCAUAGCUUCGUCAGAAGUUCUCGACGCCGCGAUGAAACGCCUAGAUAAUAAUGGAUGGAACGCAGAGGGGGCGUAUACACGGGGAUCAUACACGAGAGCAUGCUUCAUGAUGGGGGUUGUAAGGGAGGCAGUACUAGAGAUUUCUCUGGAUUCGAACAUCGUGGAAGGAGAGGGGUCAAAAUUGGAGGGAAAAAUUACAGAGGUAUCCGCCCUCGCCGCAAAAGCACGUCUUUCGCUCCCCUCAUCGUUGUACCGUGUCAGCACGCCAUCAGACUUCGAUCGUUGCCCCGAAACAGCCAAAGUUUGCCUCUUCGUGCACAUGGACUCACUUUAUAAUGAGUUCAUUCUCCAGCGGAUCUUAGUCCAGCGAACGGGCGCUAGCACAGAGAAGUUGAUUGCUGUCGCGCACGAGCUGCUGGACAAGUUGUUGUUGUUGGUUGCCAAUCGCGCUGUCGGUGGGGGAGAUAGAAAUUCUGUUGUUUGGAUUAUCUCCUCACUCGGCCUACCCCCCGCCGGUGUCCUGGCUGUUGAACUGCUGCAUCAGUCUCAGAACCCCAAUUCUAGUUUCCAGUCAGCAGGGGAGUUUUCUCGCUCGGAAAUCGUCCAAAACCUGAGCCGCUUUGCUGCGGAUCUUGAGUAUGUGGUGUCCAGGGAGGCGGGGAACUAUGAUGUUUGCCAGCAGGCGAAGUCCGUGAUUAGGCAUAUCCUUGAUCGGGUUUUGGGGGGAAGAGUGCCAGUUGUGGAGGCGGGGGAGGUGGUGGAGGGUGGAAAUGGUAGUGGGAACAACAGGCGAGAUGCGCUAGGGGAAAAGACUGGGCCCGGAUUUGUGGCACGAGAUUGGAUAUCAUGGGAUUUUAAUGCCUGGAUGGAUGAGGAUUCGGAUUUGGUCAGGUGGUUAAAUAGUUUCGAGUAG
This is a messenger RNA of Aspergillus luchuensis, 2166 nucleotides long. RefSeq lists its product as uncharacterized. Gene Ontology annotation, molecular function: DNA-binding transcription factor activity, RNA polymerase II-specific; zinc ion binding. The record is from RefSeq and is a predicted model, not a curated record. The coding region runs from base 1 to 2166 and encodes 721 amino acids. Gene Ontology annotation, biological process: regulation of DNA-templated transcription. NCBI's taxonomy places the organism in Eukaryota, Fungi, Ascomycota, Eurotiomycetes, Eurotiales, Aspergillaceae. The transcript is spliced from 4 exons. Gene Ontology annotation, cellular component: nucleus.